Rhagoletis zephyria (snowberry fruit fly) is the source of this 1736-nucleotide messenger RNA. It is a transcript of the gene Art3, whose product is annotated as arginine methyltransferase 3. Lineage: Eukaryota; Metazoa; Arthropoda; Insecta; Diptera; Tephritidae. Gene Ontology annotation, cellular component: nucleus. Gene Ontology annotation, biological process: chromatin remodeling; peptidyl-arginine methylation, to asymmetrical-dimethyl arginine. The record is from RefSeq and is a predicted model, not a curated record. Gene Ontology annotation, molecular function: protein-arginine N-methyltransferase activity; histone methyltransferase activity.
CAACUGAGCGCAACUCUUAAAUUCGCGUUGGGUGCCGCACGUGCGUUUUUUUGACUUUUGAUUUCCACAAUGGAGCACGAAGAUAUUCCUGAACUCAUUAAUGAACAGGCCAGUAAUUCUGCGAAUAGCGAUGAUGACGACGAUUUCAGUGAUGUUGACGAGGAAAUGGAGACAGAAGCUGUGCAAUGUUUGUUCUGUAAACAGCAGUUAUCUUCAGUGGAAAUAGGUAUUGAACACUUGAGUAGUUUGCAUAGUAUUGACUUCCAUCGACUGAAAUUCAAAUUUCACAUGGACCAGUAUUCAUUUCUUAAAUUGAUAAAUUGCAUACGUUGGGAGAAUGUGACUGCAGAAAGAAUUUUAGCAGCAAAGGAACCAUUUUGGAACGACGAAAAAUAUUUAAAACCAAAAGAAUACGAAGCAUGGUUAAGCUAUGAUUACGAUGAAAUGCCACUUUUGGCUGAGGCAGACUCGGAAGCAGUUAACAUAAAUGAUACAAGUGCAACACAAUCUUUGAAUGUUUUAAAAGAAAAGGUCAGAGAGUUAGAACAGUUACUAGAGCAAGCAAGUGAAGAUAUGACAAAAAUGCGCAAAGGCUUUCAACGACUGUUGGAGAAGGAAAAAUUGUCAUCAAUUAGCAUUAAAAAUGGAAAAGUAAAGGCUCUCAAUUCCGUCGCAGCCCUUUCUGCUGAAGCUGACAGUGGAUAUUUUAGUAGUUAUGCACACUUCGCCAUACAUCACGAAAUGUUGUCGGAUGUCGUACGCACCACAAGUUACCGCGAUGCGUUGUUUUUGAACAAACCAUUCGUGAGCGGCAAAGAUGUACUUGAUGUGGGUUGUGGCACCUCAGUUCUUUCAAUUUUCGCAUCGCAGGCCGGCGCGAAAAAUGUAAUCGGUAUAGAUAACUCCGAUAUAAUUUACAAUGCCAUGGAUAUUUUGAAGCAAAAUGACAUCAACAAUGUCACACUGGUAAAAGGACGUUUGGAGGAUACUACGCUACCACAAGAAAAAUUCGACAUCAUAAUUUCAGAGUGGAUGGGCUAUUUCCUACUGUUCGAGGGCAUGUUGGACAGUAUAAUUUAUGCCCGGGAUACACAUUUACGAGAGGACGGAGUGUUACUUCCAAAUCGCUGCACAAUGAGCAUAGUUGGUUAUGGCAAUGAGACCCUCUACAAGCAGCAAGUGACAUUUUGGGAUAAUGUAUAUGACCUGAAUAUGUCAAAUAUGAAAAAAGAAGUAUUGCAUGAACCUCUUAUAGACGUGGUUGAUGCGCAGCACAUACUUACUGAGUCAAAUCUAAUAGCGGAUUUAAACCUGCGGAAAGUUGAUUUAAAUUAUUCCAAUUUCUCUUACCAACUUAAUCUUAAUUGUACAAAGAACGGAGAAUUAUCGGCAUUUGUGGGUUAUUUCGACACAUAUUUUGACCUUCCUGUACCAGUGAUGUUUAGCACUUCGCCUAAUAACAAGCCAACUCAUUGGAAGCAAGUGGUAUUCUUUUUGGAGCAUCCACAGAAAGUGAAAGCUGGAGAUAUUAUAAUAGGAAACCUCAUAUGCCGUCGCAGUAGAAAUAGUGCGCGAUCUCUUGAUAUCACUAUAGAGGCAUUCGGAAAAAAAUAUUCCUAUUACUUGGAUUAAUCUAUUAGAUUGGCCACUUUAAGAUAUGAAAAAUUGCUUUUGGUAAUUUAAAAUAGGCAGUGUCUACACACGCGCCUCAGUAACUUUUACCGUAGAUCUACAGU